Penaeus chinensis is the source of this 2572-nucleotide messenger RNA. Its product is annotated as cytochrome P450 2J4-like. Gene Ontology annotation, cellular component: intracellular membrane-bounded organelle; cytoplasm. Gene Ontology annotation, molecular function: heme binding; oxidoreductase activity, acting on paired donors, with incorporation or reduction of molecular oxygen, reduced flavin or flavoprotein as one donor, and incorporation of one atom of oxygen; iron ion binding. Gene Ontology annotation, biological process: xenobiotic metabolic process. The record is from RefSeq and is a predicted model, not a curated record. NCBI's taxonomy places the organism in Eukaryota, Metazoa, Arthropoda, Malacostraca, Decapoda, Penaeidae. The transcript is spliced from 12 exons. The coding region runs from base 174 to 1661 and encodes 495 amino acids.
UGAAAAGAGCGUAUACUAUUGAUUGAGGUAUUGUUGUAGAACAUAUGAUGUGUGUUACUUAAAGUAUCGUUCACUGACCGUUGACCUUUUGUAAUGAUGUUAUUGGAGGGUUGACAAGGGUUCUUCCGCAUACCGAGGUGGACUGCCUUCGACAGUGGUCUCACCAGCACAAGAUGUGGACUACUGUUGCACUAGUGGUGACGGUGAUUUUUAUUAUUUUCUACAAAGCAGCUUUACGACCACCAUGCUUUCCUCCAGGUCCAUUUGCCUUGCCAAUUGUGGGAAGUAUUCUUUCCAUCUUGCCGUCACCAAAGGAAUCCUUCAACAGAUUUCAGAAGAAAUAUGGACCUAUAUGUAGCUACAAGGUCUUUGAUAACUGGUCCAUCAUCGUGAAUGAUCCAGCAAUGAUGAAGCCACUUCUUGCAGAUCCAGUAUUUUCUGGACGCAAACACCUCUACCUGUUUUCACUGCGAGAUGAAGUUAUCAGUGGGAAAAAGAUGCCUUUGGGCAUAUUAGGAACCAGUGGAGAUGUGUGGAAGAACCAGCGGCGUUUCACACUAAGGAGCCUCAAGGACCUGGGAUUUGGCAGAAACAGUAUUGAGCCAAUUAUGCAGAAGGAACUGGAGGACUUGAUCAACACCUUUUCCCAAACUGAAGGUCAAAAAGUUGAUGUUGGGUUGACAUUCAACAGCAGUAUCAUCAAUGUGAUUUGGGCUAUGGUUAUCGGGAAGCGCUUUUCUCACGACGAUGUCCGUCUACAUGAACUUGUCGAUAAAGUCAACAAGAUGAUGCAGUCCUUUAACCCUUUCCACCCAGCUUAUAGAUUCCCAAUCAUUAAGAAGUUCUUCCCAAACUUGGAUGUAUACAAAAGUCAAGAUACUUACAUGAGACAACUUCUCCAGUUUAUUGAGGAUGAAACUGCUCUGUAUGAAAAGAAAUUGUCAGCUAAUGAAAGCUCCUUUAGUUAUGUUAGUGCAUAUCUUAAGGAAAUGAAAGAAGCAGAAAUUGAAGGGAAAGAGACACCAUUAAAUAUGCAUCAUCUAAAGGCCAACAUUUUUGAGCUGUUUCUGGCUGGAAGUGAAACAACUGCGUCUACCUUAUGGUGGGCGGUAUAUCUUUUGGCAUCCAACCCAGACGUCCAAAAAGCUAUACAGAAGGAAUUGGAUGAAGUUCUUGGGGAGGAUAAAUUACCUACAUUAACUCAUAUGGACAGUUUGCCUUAUACAACAGCUGCCAUAUAUGAAGUGCAGCGCGUUGCAGACCUCAUCCCAUUUGCAGUUCCCCAUGAGACAACUGAGGCUGCAACUGUGUCUGGUUACCACAUCCCAAAAGGCACAACAGUCAUGUUCAAUUUGUCGCACGGCUUGAAGGAUCCAAAAUACUGGAAAUACCCUGACCGUUUCUACCCUGAGCACUUUCUCACGGAGGAAGGGAAGCCUUACAAGCCGGAGAGUUUCAUGCCCUUCGGGUCAGGAAAGCGUGUCUGCCUGGGAGAAUCUCUCGCUCGCUUGGAGUUGUUCCUGUUCUUCACAACUCUCGUUCAUCGUUUCUCCUGGAAGUUGGCGGACGACCCAGUGAUAUGGGAGAAGAGUUUUGUGCUCUCCCGUCCUCCCAAAUUCUUGGUUGAAAUUAGUAAUAGGAACUCAAAUGCAGUGUUUUAAACUUUUAUAAUAUAAAUGAUUCAUUUGAAAAUGAUUGCAUGCAACACAUGAACACCUUAACCCAUUGAUGCUGGAAUUAUAUUACUGUUCUCACCUGUCUCACCUAUUUAUCCUUUUCUUUGAUUCAGAAAGUAUCUGUUUUAUUUUAUAAUGCCACUAGUAUUGUUAAGAACAUUAGAAUAAUAACAAUAAUAUAACAUUGAUAAAACACCAUCAAUAAACAUCAAAGUGGAAAGUAGGUGAGGUCAUGUUGGCAUACUAAUUGGCUCCAUGGUGGCUCAGCCCUGUGGAGCCUUCUACGUGCAUACAAAUUCCCAGACCUCCUCAAAUGACUCCACUGCAGAAACUCUCGAAGACAUUCAAAACUAUCUAAUUAUGACCCAAGAUGACAUGCCUACACCUCAACAUCCUCCAAUCUCUCUACUCCCAUUCCUUUUACACUCAAAAUAACUACCGACAUCCAUCCUCCUCCUACUCAUGUUCCCCCCACACCCCUUCCUCCCACUCCCUCCCAAACGUCCCAUUAACUCCUGCUUCAGCUGCAUCACCCCCCCCCCCCCCUCUUCUAACCCACUACCCCUCCCGCUUCCCCCUGGAUGUGCCCCUUUGUCACAGCAGCCCCCUUCCCUGGGUUCUCUCCCUCCGGACAUUCUUACUGAGUCUGUGAUCUAAUUGCCUUUAUACCCUUCCUCCUUUACUAAUCCCUACCUUACCCUACGAGAUCUUUGCAAAAUCACACACAUCUUUUGUAAACUUAUCAUAACAAUGUUAUAACCUAAAGUUCAAAUGUAAUACCAUUAUAUAAUGUUAUGACCAUGCAUCAAAUGUACCACAGCUUGCUCACGCCUGUGCAGUUAGCCAGGGUGGUAAAUAAAGGACUAAGCUAAAAACUUUAGUCAACUUCAACCAAA